This is a messenger RNA of Rhinichthys klamathensis goyatoka, 1034 nucleotides long. It is a transcript of the gene tmem160, whose product is annotated as transmembrane protein 160. The transcript is spliced from 4 exons. Bases 75 to 725 code for a protein of 216 amino acids. NCBI's taxonomy places the organism in Eukaryota, Metazoa, Chordata, Actinopteri, Cypriniformes, Leuciscidae. The record is from RefSeq and is a predicted model, not a curated record.
CACUCACCGGCAGUGUCAGAGUUCAGAGGUUGCGUAAAGGUCGUGUUUUGGGUUUUCCCAGUCCAUUGUAAACGAUGGCUUCCAUAAGUUGGUUAACGUGCAAGCGGUUGUCCCGUCUUGUGUGCCCGUUCUCGCAGGUCGCGCGGCGGCCGCUGCUUCAGUACGCGUGGACUCCAGCGCGCGCGCUUCACCGGGGGAGCGCGCGCCGUGCGAUGGAGAAACCCCCGCUGAACAGAACACGAGCAGUGGAGCAACAGCAACAGUACAUCAUCACUGAACUAGAUAAAGCCGACGCGCUGAUGCUGCGGAAGUCUCAUGAAACAGGAUUUCUGUCCUGGUUCCGGAAUGGUCUCCUGUCAACAGGGAUCGGCGUUAUUGCGUUUGUACAGAGUGAUGUGGGCCGAGAGGCUGGAUAUGCGUUCUUCAUCCUGGGCGGAGUGUGUGUGUCGUUCGGUGGAGCGUCAUACGUGGUCAGUCUUCUGACUCUGAGGAGGAUCAUGCUCCUCUCUCUGCCCGCUGUGCUGCUCCACACGGCUGUGGUGUCCAGCGCUGCCCUCUUCUGGCUGUGUGCCGUAUCGCUCUACAUCGGCCGCCUGGAGGUGGAGAUCAUUCACGACGAGGAUGAGGAAGAGGAAGAGCACGGGGGAGAUGAAGGCGUGGAGUGCUCCGAGUGCAGAGCCCGGAGCGAGAGACGAGGUCCUGAAGAAAAAGGCAAAGACAAGUGAGAUGAGAGGAGACUUUGAGUUGAAAUGCCUUUUACACUGACCCAGAGCCAGAGUUCUGUAUUCAUAAACUGCUUUAAGACAAAAGGCAACACUGGGUUCAGGUCGGUGUGGAGUCGUGGCUUCGACCAACGUUAUUGACCCACUGCUUACAAAGGGACAUAAAUUCACAUUUUUCCUCUGUAAUAUUUUUGUUGGUUAUGAGUGCUGGAACAUUAAAAUAAAAGUUAAUUUCUUAACUAGCACUUACCGGACAACUAGUUCAGCAUCUUGGUUGUUCAACUGUAAUAAAUCGGCAUCUUCACUAUAUUA